AUGUCGAGAUCUGGAUUGGGCUAUGAGUGUGAGUUACCUCCUGGAUUCGACAAAGCUUAUGAAUCACCACCACAACCAAACCUAUUGGGUUCACAAAGUACCUUUACUCACCAUCAUUUCGCUCUUCCUCCUGAACAUCUAAAUUAUCCACAUGGAAUUAUUAGCCACUGUGAUGCGCCAAUUUCUCCAACGACUACUUUGCCUUCCACCUCAACGAACACCCAGAAGAAGCGUAGAGGUCGGCCUUACAGUUCUCGCAACCAAAAGCCCCGUAUGAAUAUCGUUUAUGGAAUGAAUAUGUCUUCACUUAAGUCUCACAUGAUCAUUGUGAAUACAGAAGAGAAUGUGUUGGAGAAGAUUACAGCAUUUAUCUAUAGUCUCUCAAAAAAUGUAACCAUUAUCUCAUCAAAUGGGACAAUUUCUAAAGUAAGAUUUUCUCAAUCACCAUCAUCUGCUGAAACCGUGACUUAUGAGGGACGAUUUGAGAUCCUAUCAUUGAAAGGUUCUGUGUUUGUUGGCACAAAUAAAAGUGAACAGGAAAUAGUUGCUGCAAUAAAGGGGUCAUUUGUUUCAUUAUCAAAUGGUCGUGUAUUUGGUGGUAAAAUUGAUGGUGUUCUGAUUGCUGCUACUCCUGUUCAGAUAAUACUAGGGAGUUUUUUUCCGGAGGGUCGAGAAGUAGUAUUGUCCGGCCCAAAUGAUCCUCCAACAGAAGGCCCAAGCAACCCUCCAUCUGUGGUUCAUCCAUCGACAGGAAUAUUGAUAUCCUAG
Messenger RNA from Vicia villosa (hairy vetch), 768 nucleotides. RefSeq names its product AT-hook motif nuclear-localized protein 10-like. The transcript has 5 exons. Gene Ontology annotation, molecular function: minor groove of adenine-thymine-rich DNA binding. Lineage: Eukaryota; Viridiplantae; Streptophyta; Magnoliopsida; Fabales; Fabaceae. The coding region runs from base 1 to 768 and encodes 255 amino acids. The record is from RefSeq and is a predicted model, not a curated record.